UCAUUAAACCCAUGGGAAAAUCCAAAAGAAGUCUUGUCGCACCUAAAAGAGAAACUCCAAACAUCGUUCAAAUUCAAUAUGCAUUAACGACUAUUUUGAUCACUAGGAGAAAACAACUACUACACCAUGAGAGCAAAUCUUAGAGCAUCACUGAAGCUUGUAACUUCUUCUUCACCUAAUAAUCAUUCACUAUGUACUGUUCGAUCUUUUUCUACAGCAAAAACAACAACCCAUUUGAAAGAGAAGACCUUUUUCGAAUCCUCAAACAAAGACCAACUGAUUAAGCGGUUAUGUAAAGAAAACAAAUUCAACGAAGCCCUUCAAAUUCUUUGCGAGCAAAGGCGUUUAAAAGAAGCCAUUCAAUUGCUCGAACGUCACGAAACCCGUCCUUCAGCUACAGCUUUUUCGACCCUUUUGCGAAUGUGUACAGAAAAUGGGGCUCUUGACGAAGGAAAGAGAGUUCAUAGGAGUAUGAAAUGUUCAGGUUUUAGACCUGGGGUUGUAUUAUCUAAUCGGAUUCUUAAUUUUUAUUGCAAAUGUGAUAAACCUUAUGAUGCACACGACCUGUUUGUUGAAAUGUCUGAGAGAGAUUUGUGUUCUUGGAAUAUUAUGGUCUCUGGGUUUGCUAAUUUGGGUUUGAUUGAUGAAGCUAGGAAGUUGUUCGAUGAAAUGCCCGAGAAGGAUAACUUUUCUUGGACCGCGAUGAUCUCGGGUUAUGUGAGGCAUAAUAAGCCUGAAUGUGCAUUGGAAUUGUAUAGAGUGAUGCAGAGGGAUGAGGAUUUUAAGUGUAAUAAAUUUACGAUCUCGAGUGCUCUUGCUGCUUCUGCUUCUAUUCAGUCUUUACGUUUGGGAAAGGAGAUUCAUGGUCAUAUUGUGAGAACUGGGUUGGAUUCUGAUGCAGUUGUUUGGAGUGCGUUGAGUGAUAUGUAUGGAAAAUGUGGUAGCGUGGACGAAGCUAGGCAUAUUUUUGAUAGGACUAAAGAUAAGGAUGUUGUUUCGUGGACAGCUAUGAUUGAUAGGUACUUUGGAGAUGGGAGGUGGGAGGAAGGUUAUUUGCUGUUUUCACAUUUGAUGGAGUCGGGGAUUAGGCCUAAUGAUUUUACUUUUGCUGGAGUUUUGAAUGCGUGUGCGCACCAAACGACAGAGCAUUUGGGAAAACAAGUACAUGGGUACAUGAUGCGUAUUGGCUUUGAUCCUUGUUCGUUUGCAGCAAGUACCUUAGUUCAUAUGUACGCCAAAUGUGGGAGUGUAGAUAGUGCGUAUAAGGUAUUUAAGCGGCUCCUAAGGCCCGAUGUAGUUUCUUGGACCUCAUUGAUUAAUGGUUAUGCUCAAAAUGGCCAACCUAAUGAAGCUCUUCGGUUGUUUGACUUGUUGCUUAAAUCUGGUACUCAGCCUGAUCAUAUUACUUUUGUUGGCGUUCUUUCUGCUUGCACUCAUGCAGGUUUAGUUGAUGAAGGGCUUGAAUAUUUUUACUCAAUAAAGAACAAGCAUCGUCUAACCCAUACUUCAGACCACUAUGCUUGUGUGGUUGAUCUCCUGAGCCGAUUUGGCAGAUUUAAGGAGGCUGAAGAGAUUAUUAGUCAGAUGCCAAUGAAGCCUGAUAAGUUUUUGUGGGCUUCCUUGCUUGGAGGAUGCAGAGUCCAUGGAAAUGUUGAACUAGCAAAGAAAGCUGCUGAAGCAUUAUUUGAAAUUGAGCCCGAGAACGCAGCUACUUAUGUUACCAUUGCAAACAUAUAUGCCACUGCUGGAAAAUGGACUGAAGUGGCAAAAAUCAGACAAGUCAUGGAAGAGAAAGGUGUGGUGAAGAAGCCAGGUAUAAGUUGGAUUAAUUUGCAGAGAAAAGUCUACGUUUUCUUGGUCGGUGAUAAAUCACAUCCUAGGUCAAAGGAAAUAUAUGACUUUUUAGGGGAGCUGUGGAGGAGAAUGAAAGAAGAGGGAUAUGUCCCUGACAUAGACAAUGUGCUGCAUGAUGUGGAAGAGGAACAGAAAGAGCAAAAUCUCUCCUAUCACAGUGAAAAACUUGCAGUCGCCUUUGGAAUUAUUGCUACUCCACCUGGGACACAGAUAAAGGUUUUUAAGAAUCUACGGACUUGCGUUGACUGUCACACUGCGAUCAAAUAUAUCUCUCAAAUUGAAAAGAGAAGAAUUAUUGUGCGGGAUUCCAGUCGGUUUCACUGUUUUGAGGGUGGGAGUUGUUCGUGCAAGGACUAUUGGUGAUUUUCUCCUGUUUUUUUUAAAGGAAGCUACAGAAAGCAAAACUAUCAUGUCUUGCUAUUGAACUGGAAUGGUUUUGCAACAAAUUGUGUUAUUCUAAGGAGAUGCAAUUGGUACAAGGAUAUGGUUGGACUCUUGUAUCCCUUGGCAUUUGCUUCUGGAAAAAAGUAUUCUCUUCAAGUAACUUUCACGAGACAGCUUUUGGGUGCUUUUUCAGUGGAAGGAGUUUUGCUCAGAUAGCUUUCGUCCAGGCCUUGGUGGUUUUUGCUAUUGGAAGAACUGAUCCCUGAAAUCCGGGCAAUUGUUUGUGCACUCCAUAUAAUUCUACGAUGUAGUCCCCAGAGCUUUGGUCUUGGUGGUAAGACCACAACACGUGAUGUGUCAAUUAGGUUGUCACGAGCUAAAACCCCGUGACAAGGACUUGGUAUUUUAGUGGAGAAGGGUAGAUGGAUCCAUUAUAAGAGUUGCCAUGACUUCUUCGGCUAUGUUAUGAAUGUUUUGACUUAAAUGGAGAUUUCCUAACAUUAUGAGAAUUUCAUGUGAACUCUAAGACUUGUUGGAACACUGGUAUCAUGUUUUCUGUAUAUGAAUGGCAUGUUGAACUUGAAUGCCAAGUUCAAAAGUUGUGUUUA
Nicotiana tabacum (common tobacco) is the source of this 2846-nucleotide messenger RNA. RefSeq names its product pentatricopeptide repeat-containing protein At4g37170-like. Gene Ontology annotation, molecular function: RNA binding; protein binding; zinc ion binding. Gene Ontology annotation, biological process: RNA modification. The record is from RefSeq and is a predicted model, not a curated record. Lineage: Eukaryota; Viridiplantae; Streptophyta; Magnoliopsida; Solanales; Solanaceae.